AUGGUAUACAAGGCCAAGGGGAACAUCCCGAACACUCCCCUCAGCGCGAGUGUUAUCAGCGCCGCCCUAGGCGCUCUCCUUGGUGCCGGGCUGUUCGCCGCAGCUGCCCCCGUCUGGCGCCUCACCGGCCUUAGUGAGGCGGGCUGGGCCCGCCCCCAGCUCGGCGUCUACCUCGCCGCCAUGGGACUCUUUCACCUCCUCGAGUUCUGGACUACAGCUGGAUGGAACUAUCACAAACUCUCUGUUGACGCUUUCCUCCUGAACAAUGGCGCCCACUACCACUUCGCCCACGCUACGGGCCUGAUCGAAUACAUGCUCUCCUCGUACUUCUGGCCAGGCAAGUUCCGGUCAUAUUUUGCCUCGCUUCCCCUCCUUUGCAUUUUCGCCGGCGUCAUGCUUCUUGGCCAGACGUUCCGCGCCCUCGCCAUGGUCCAGGCCGGCCACAGUUUCUCGCAUGUCGUCAAGCGCGUCAAGCUGAACGACCACGUUCUCAUCACACACGGUGUGUACGCGUACGUCCGGCAUCCUAGCUACGUCGGCUUCUUCUACUGGGCGGUCGGAACGCAGCUCUUGCUCUCCAACGUCUUCAGCACGCUCGCCUUUGUUGUCGUGUUGGGUCAGUUCUUCGGCUCCCGCAUCAAGGAUGAGGAGGUGUGGCUGCGCAAUUUCUUCGGCGAGGCUUACACCGCGUAUGCCAAGAAGGUCGGGUCUGGCCUCCCGUGGCUGAUGAAGUAG
Cutaneotrichosporon oleaginosum is the source of this 735-nucleotide messenger RNA. RefSeq lists its product as uncharacterized. Gene Ontology annotation, cellular component: endoplasmic reticulum; membrane. The record is from RefSeq and is a predicted model, not a curated record. Gene Ontology annotation, biological process: C-terminal protein methylation. Lineage: Eukaryota; Fungi; Basidiomycota; Tremellomycetes; Trichosporonales; Trichosporonaceae. Gene Ontology annotation, molecular function: protein C-terminal S-isoprenylcysteine carboxyl O-methyltransferase activity.